Entamoeba invadens IP1 is the source of this 834-nucleotide messenger RNA. RefSeq lists its product as hypothetical. Lineage: Eukaryota; Evosea; Mastigamoebida; Endamoebidae. The record is from RefSeq and is a predicted model, not a curated record. The transcript has a single exon. The coding region runs from base 1 to 834 and encodes 277 amino acids.
AUGCCAGUUAAAAUAGAUGCCUUCCACAUGAUGAUCGUUUCGAAGUACUUUCCCAGUAUAGAAGAUUUAAUAAAUUUAGAAUUUGUGUGCAGUAAAUUCCAAGGGAAUAUGGAGAAGUUUCAUUUCAAUCCGUUUUCGUUGACUCCAAAGACACGAAAAUACUUUCCACACCUCCAAACGAUAUUUUUAUAUACUCCGGACGACGAAAUAUUUGACGACGAUGAAGUUGCUCAAAGAAGUUGUCAGUAUUUGAUUAACUACACGACAUCCCUCUCAAAGAGGAAUGUCAAGGUGCUGUACCCCCGCAUUGAAUUUAACUCGAAAGACGCUGUUUUUAACACGGCAAUACCAACGUGUGUUGUUUCUAUCAAGUCGCACUGUUUCAAGCGGUUGAGUUUGAAUGAAAUUGACAUUCCUGAGAGAGUUUCAUCGAUUGGAGAACACGCGUUUGAGGACUGCAAGUAUCUGAAAGAAAUAACAUUUCCUCUGUGUGUCGUGCAAAUGCAGGAGAGUGCAUUUGAAGGAUGUCUUUCUUUGACUUCAAUUAUACUUCCAAAAGCACUGAGAACGAUCGGGUAUAAAGCUUUUUACAACUGCUCAAAGUUGAAAAAUGUCGAUUUUGGUGAGAAUCUUGUUGAAAUUCAAUCUUUCGCGUUCAGAGGGUGUUUGUCAUUGAAAGAUGUCAAUUUGCCGGAAACAAUCGAAACUGUAGACACCGAAGCUUUUCUUGCGUGUAUUAAUCUUAAAACAAUAAAAAUACCAGAUAAUGUCACAACUAUAACACUGAGAAAUAAUAUCAAGUCGGCACUAAAAAGGGCGUUGAAGAUGUAUUAA